This is a messenger RNA of Apis cerana (Asiatic honeybee), 1941 nucleotides long. RefSeq names its product PTS-dependent dihydroxyacetone kinase 1, dihydroxyacetone-binding subunit DhaK. Lineage: Eukaryota; Metazoa; Arthropoda; Insecta; Hymenoptera; Apidae. Gene Ontology annotation, molecular function: glycerone kinase activity. Gene Ontology annotation, biological process: glycerol catabolic process. Gene Ontology annotation, cellular component: cytosol. The record is from RefSeq and is a predicted model, not a curated record.
AUAAAUUGCAAAUCUAUGCGUGCUAUACAAUUAUUAUCAAAGGUCAUUAAGACAUGUCAUUGCAAUUCUCCUGUGUACAGAAUUGUACCGAACGAGGUUCUCAUGAAUCAUUACGAAUAUUUUGGUCAGUUAAAUUCUACGAAGAUUUUACUUAGAAUGAUGAAAACCUUACAUAAUAACGUUAACGAUACCGUCAAAGAGUCUCUUUACGGUGUAAUAUAUGCAUUUCCGCAAUUGGAAUAUCAAGUAGCUCACAAAGUUGUUCUUAUGCCAAAGCUUCGAGAUCGAAGAAAAGUAUCUCUAAUAUGUGGUGGCGGAAGUGGACAUGAACCUUUUGCAUCAGGUUACGUUGGUAAUGGUAUGUUGGCUGCAGCUGUAGCAGGUUCGAUAUAUUCUGCACCACCAUCGGAACAUGUUUCUUAUGCUAUCAAUCGUGUUUCCGAAUACAAUAAAACUGGUGUCUUAGUAAUCGGUCUGAAUUAUACUGGAGAUUGUCUUAAUUUUGGAAUAGCAGUCGAGAAAGCUAGACAAAAAGGUAUAAAGGUUGCAAAUCUAAAUGUAAACGAAGACUGUAGUAUACCGGAAAAAGAUCAAAGUCGAGCUGGUAAACGUGGUUUAACUGGAGUUGUAUUUGUGAUUAAAAUAGCUGGUGCAUUAGCGGAAGAAGGAUUACCACUUGAAACAGUAUAUAAAACUGCACACGAUGUUUUGGAUAAUUUAGCUACUACUUCGGUUGGAUUGACCGCAUGUGCAAUACCAGGCCAACGUCGAAUGUUCGAACUUGCAGAAGAUGAGAUCGAAGUUGGAAUGGGAAUUCACGGAGAGGCUGGAUAUGAAAAAACGAAAUUAAAACCAUCGUAUGACAUAGCUUCAUUGAUGUUGGACCGCAUAAGCAACGUACUAUCUUUAAAAAGUGGAGAUUCAGUUGCAGUUAUUAUUAAUAAUUUUGGAGCAUUAAGUCAAUUGGAACAAGGAAUAGUAGCUCACGAUGUGGUUAAAGUACUUCGCAAUAUGAAUGUAAAUCCUGUUCGAGUAUAUUGGGGAAUGGUGAUGACAUCAUUAAAUAGCGCUGGAGUACAUGUUACGCUUCUAAAAUUACCUGACAAACAUAAAAGUCUUUUUCUUAAAUGUCUCGAUGCACCAACUGAUGCACCAAAAUGGCCAGGUAGCAAGUUUAGCGUUCCUAUAGAACCAUCAGAACCGAUCAUUCAACAUGAAGUAAUACGAAAAGUAGAUCAAAUUGGUAUAGAAAUUCCUUCAGAUUUACAAGGUUUAUUAAAACAUUGCUUAAAAAAUGCUUGCGAGAAUGCGAUUAAAGAAGAAGAACAUCUAAACGAUUUAGAUAGAGGAUGCGGAGACAGUGAUGCGGGAUCAACACUUAAGAGACUUGCCAUUAGGACUUUGUUAAAUUUAGAUAAAUUACAGUUUUCACAUCCAGCGUCGGCAUUUCUUGAAUUAGCGCAUAUAGCCGAAGAAGAAAUGGGUGGUGCAUCCGGAGCAUUAUAUUGUUUAUUUUUUACUACUAUUAGCACUCAAUUAAUUUCACCUAUAAACAAAAAUUGGACAGAAAUUUGGGCUCAUGCGUUUCGUACCGCUUUAAAUAGUUUAACGCAAUAUGGAAAAGCGAUGCCAGGAGAUAGAUCUUUGAUUGAUCCACUUAAUGCUCUUUGCGAUACUCUUGAUAGAACGGUACACAAACCAUUAGGAGAAAUUUGUGACGCGUUACGUAUAUCAACUUGGCAAGCGUGUGAGGCCACAAAACAUAUGAAACCUAUGGUAGGGCGUGCUAGUUAUGUAAAACAAGCUAAAUAUUUACAAAACGUCGAUGCUGGUGCAUUUGCAGUUGUAACUUGUGUCAAUGCUAUUACAGAUGUACUUAAAAAUUUCCAUUUUUCCAAAUAAUAAUAAUAAUAAUAAUAAUAAUAAUAAUAAUAAUAAUAA